GCCCCUCCUGUUACCUUGCUUGUCACCUCCUUCGCCGGUGAAAGGUCACAAUUGCAUGGCUCAGCUUUCAUCCUUGCCUAGUGAUUGCCGCAGUACUCCGUACGACUCGACUAUUCAAUCUCAAAUCGUCUGACACUGGCUCCGUUACCUACGGAGUGGCGUGUUCUGUUUAAUGUUUCAAACAUCAGACUAGGCUUCCUUAGAUUCGGGGACUUCGACCCAGGGAUCAUCCUGUGCAGCGUGUCGCUAGACAAACCAACGCUGCCCUUGCAAAUUUAGAUGCAUUGCCCUUUCUAGCACUUCCUAUUAAAGAGCACUUCCCAGUGAACGGCUUCCCUCUAAUUAUUCCUCUCACUACGUGAUUUCCGGCCUGAUCCCGAAUGGUUUCAAUAUCUUGUGCCUGGUAACACCAUGCCACACCAGAAUCCGGAGGAGAAGCCGCCAUCUCAUGUCCAAGAUGUUGAAAUUGAUGAAGAGGCAGAGGCUCUUGAGGGAUAUGUCGUGGACCCUAGCCAAUAUCCCGAUAAUGCCGCACGCCUGAAAACAAGCGCAGACGGUCGCUUCGUUCUGAUUCCGCAACCUCUCGAUACGCCCAAUGACCCGUUGAAUUGGUCACCCCGGAAAAAAUGGUUUCUUGUGGCAAUAGUAGCUUACAUUGCGCUGUUGGCUGAUUACACUGGAGGGACGGCUAUCGUUACUAUUAUUCCACAGUCCAUGCAGUGGGAGCUAGCUCAGGCUACGGUCCAGAGAGCAGUGGUCGGUAAUCUCUUCACCAUAGGUGCAUGCGGUCUCGUCGUGGUGCCUUUAGCCCAUUACUUCGGGCGGUUGCCAGUUACCCUUUUCUUCCAAUGCGUGAUGGUUGGCACCUGCGCAUGGUCAGCCUCAGCCACCAGCUUUCCCUCUUAUCUAGCCGCGCGCAUUAUCAACGGCUUCUUCUGUAGCGUUGGUCAAGGAGGAGCCCUAAUGUGGAUCAAAGAUCUGUUCUUCUUCCACGAACAUCCGAAGGUGAUCAAUUAUGUGGAGUUCUCGAUUAUCAUGAGCCCGUAUCUUGGCCCUUUGAUCACCUCAUUCAUUGUGUCAGGGGUCAGCUGGCGCUGGGCAUUCUGGCUCUGCACAAUCAUGUCUGGAGUGGGCCUUACUCUGAUUCUCUUCCUCGAUGAAUCUUUGUUUGACCGCAAGCACCCACCGUCGUCCCGAGGUUCCUAUAUCAGCCGUCUAACUGGAGUGCACCAAGCGAAAGACUGGGAGCAUAAGAGCCUCAUUCAAUGUUUGGCGCUGCCUGUUAUAGCCAUAAUUAAGAUACCGGUGCUCACCAUCCUCGUAUACUACUUCCUCAAUUUUGCUUGGGUCAUCGGCGUCAACACAACGAUUGGCAUUUGGCUGACCAACAUCUAUGGCUUCUCGACUAGAGGCAUAGGGUAUUUCUACUUCUUCGGAAUUGUCGGCGUCCUGGUUGGCUGGUUCGCCGGACACUUUCUUCACGACGCUGUUGGGCAGUACUACACCAAACGCCACGGCGGACGACUGGACCCCGAGGCUCGGUUAAUUAUCACAUAUCCUGCUACGAUUAUGUGUUGCGUCAGUUUGAUCAUCUUAGGUCUGGCAUUCCAAUACCAUUGGCAUUAUAUGGUCAUCGCCGUAUUCGCAGCUACUCAAUGUAUAGGUGUCAUGAUUGUUACGACGGCUAUCAAUGCCUAUCUCCUGGACUCCUAUCCGGAGGGUUCGGGCAUCGUGGGUGCGUGGGUGACGGCCAGUCGCAACUGGGCGGGCUUCAUGGCUACUUAUAUUCAGAUUGACUGGGUGACACGGAUUGGUCCUGCCAAGGCUCUGGGGAUUCAGGCGGCCAUCACCUUCGUGUCGGUGUUUUUUAUGGUUUUCUUGCAGGUGUAUGGCAAACGAUUAAGGAAAUGGCAGGGACGCAUGGUAUUUAACAGGGAAGGAAAACAAUAGCUCAUGAAUGUCAACUGGAACAGUCUUGGAUUUUACAACCAUUCACUUCAGGAAUACGUUCACCUUAAAGUGUCAAGACUCCAUGAGUACUACACUUGUCUAGAUAUACUCUCUGCCGUCAGUGAUAGUGACAUACGUACGCUACGGAUAUUCACCCUGAUCUGGGAAUGCAGCGCUUGAAACCUGUCCUACUAUCAC
This is a messenger RNA of Aspergillus pseudonomiae, 2148 nucleotides long. Its product is annotated as putative MFS transporter. Bases 412 to 1950 code for a protein of 512 amino acids. Gene Ontology annotation, biological process: transmembrane transport. Lineage: Eukaryota; Fungi; Ascomycota; Eurotiomycetes; Eurotiales; Aspergillaceae. The record is from RefSeq and is a predicted model, not a curated record. Gene Ontology annotation, molecular function: transmembrane transporter activity. The transcript has 3 exons.